Myxozyma melibiosi is the source of this 1629-nucleotide messenger RNA. RefSeq names its product ATP-dependent RNA helicase DBP2. Gene Ontology annotation, molecular function: ATP binding; RNA binding; RNA helicase activity. Gene Ontology annotation, cellular component: ribonucleoprotein complex; nucleus; cytoplasm. Lineage: Eukaryota; Fungi; Ascomycota; Lipomycetes; Lipomycetales; Lipomycetaceae. The transcript is spliced from 3 exons. The record is from RefSeq and is a predicted model, not a curated record. Bases 1 to 1629 code for a protein of 542 amino acids. Gene Ontology annotation, biological process: rRNA processing.
AUGAGUUACGGAGGAUCUUCCUAUGGCGGCGGCGGCUACGGCGGCGGCGGUGGUGAUAGAUACGACCGCGGUGGAGACCGCUACGGUGGCCGUGGCGGUGGCAGCCGUGGUGGUGACUCCUAUGGAGGCCGCGGAGGCGGCUCCUACGGAGGCAGCAGCGGCGACCGCAUGUCUGCUCUUGGAUCCGGCUUGAAGAAGCAGGAUUACGACCUCAACAGCUUGCCCAAGUUUGAGAAGAACUUCUACAAGGAGCACCCUAAUGUCACUGCUCGCACCGACCGUGAGGUCGAGAAGUUCCGUGAUGAGAAGAAGAUGACCGUCAAGGGCAACGAUGUUCCCAAGCCGGUUGAGACCUUUGAGGAGGCUGGAUUCCCUUCGUACGUGAUGACCGAGGUCACCCAGAUGGGCUUCACCGCUCCUACUGCUAUUCAGUCUCAGGGAUGGCCUAUGGCUCUUUCUGGUCGUGAUUUGGUCGGUAUUGCCGAGACCGGUUCGGGAAAGACUCUCUCUUACUGUCUUCCUGCUAUCGUUCACAUCAACGCCCAGCCUCUGCUCUCCCCUGGUGACGGUCCUAUCGUCCUGAUCUUGGCCCCUACUCGUGAGUUGGCGGUCCAGAUCCAGCAGGAGUGCUCCAAGUUUGGCAAGUCGUCGCGCAUUCGCAACACCUGUGUCUACGGUGGUGUUCCCCGUGGUCAGCAGAUCCGUGAUCUCGCUCGCGGUGUUGAGAUUGCCAUCGCCACUCCUGGUCGUUUGAUCGACAUGCUCGAGUCUGGCAAGACCAACCUUCGUCGCGUGACCUACCUCGUCCUCGACGAGGCUGAUCGUAUGCUCGAUAUGGGUUUCGAACCCCAGAUCAGAAAGAUCGUUGAUCAGAUUCGCCCUGAUCGUCAGACUUGCAUGUGGUCUGCUACGUGGCCCAAGGAAGUCCAGCGUUUGGCCAACGACUACCUUCACGACUACAUUCAGGUCAACGUUGGUUCGCUCGAGCUUUCUGCUUCCCACAACAUUACCCAGGUCGUUGAGGUCGUCACAGAGAUGGAGAAGAGAGACAGACUUAUCCACCACUUGGAGAAGGCGAUGGAGAACAAGGACGCCAAGACUCUCAUCUUCGUCGGAACCAAGCGUGUCGCUGACGAAAUCACCAAGUUCCUUCGUCAGGACGGCUGGCCCGCGCUCGCCAUCCAUGGUGACAAGGCUCAGAACGAGCGUGACUGGGUGCUGAACGAGUUCCGCACUGGCAAGUCGCCUAUCAUGGUUGCCACUGAUGUUGCAUCCCGUGGUAUUGACGUCAAGGACAUCAAGUACGUCAUCAACUACGAUUACCCCAACAAUAGCGAGGACUAUGUUCACAGAAUCGGACGUACCGGUCGUGCCGGCACCACCGGAACUGCCAUCACCCUCUUCACCAACGACAACUCCAAGCAGGCGCGCGACCUCCUCACCAUUCUCUACGAGGCCAAGCAGUACGUCGACCCCAAGCUCGAGGAGAUGGGACGCUACUCGCGCGGCGGCGGCGGCGGUGGCCGAUGGGGUGGACGUGGAGGUGGCCGUGGUGGCCGUGGUGGAUACGGUGGUGGAUACCACUCUGGAUCCAACCAUGCUCCUCUCGGAUACAACAGAAGAUGGUAA